This is a messenger RNA of Beta vulgaris subsp. vulgaris (sugar beet), 2073 nucleotides long. Its product is annotated as scarecrow-like protein 3. The record is from RefSeq and is a predicted model, not a curated record. Gene Ontology annotation, molecular function: sequence-specific DNA binding; DNA-binding transcription factor activity. Gene Ontology annotation, cellular component: nucleus. NCBI's taxonomy places the organism in Eukaryota, Viridiplantae, Streptophyta, Magnoliopsida, Caryophyllales, Amaranthaceae. Bases 575 to 1945 code for a protein of 456 amino acids. The transcript has a single exon. Gene Ontology annotation, biological process: regulation of DNA-templated transcription.
UUCAUUCAUUUGUGGAGUCCUUCAAAUCACACCCUUCUUCUAACCUCCUCUUUUCUUCUCCUCUCUUUAUUUCUCCCUACUUUUGCAACUAGAAAAAAAAACCCACCAAAAUUUAGGCAAAGAAACAAGAACAUAUAGAGAAAUUGAGCUAUAUUCAAUCAGAAAGUUGAGAACUUUUUUGGGGUUAUUUAUGGGUUUUGAGUGAAUUACAAAUCCCAGAAAGAUUUUGGUGUAUUUCAAUCAAUUUACUCAUCUUUCAAGCUUUUUUUUCAUGGUAGUUUCCUCUGUUUUCUUCUAUUUCAUACCUUAACUUUAGUGUUAAGUUUGAUGAAAUUGAUCUAUCUUGUUUGUUUUUGAUUAAUCUUCUUGUCUGAGUUCUUGCUUAGUUUAUGUUAUUCAUCCAAAAAUUCUUGUUGAAUUUGACCUGUUAAAUCCCAUUUCAUAUAGUUGUUGUUUGCUUAAUUUGGUUAGUGUGAUAAUUAAAGUUAAGAUAUAAUAAUCCCUUUUUUGUUGGGGGUUGUUGGGUUUUAAUUAGAGGAUAAAGUUUUGUUCUUUGUUGGGUGUUAUUUGUUGAAUGGGACCAAUGCUUCAAGAUGAUGGAUCAUCAGUAACUUCAUCAUCACCACUUCAAUUUUUCUCUAGAAUGUCACCAAAUUUAGGUUCACCACAUCCUUGGCUUAGAGAGUUAAAACCUGAAGAAAGGGGUCUUUAUUUGAUACAUUUGUUACUUACUUGUGCAAAUCAUGUAUCUACUGGUAGUUUAGACAAUGCAAACUUAGCCCUUGAGCAAAUCUCUCACCUUGCCACACCUGAUGGUGAUACAAUGCAGCGAAUUGCUGCUUAUUUCGCCGAAUCCCUUGCUGAAAGGAUUCUCAAAUCAUGGCCUGGAUUGUUUAGAGCUCUUAAUUUCACUAGAAUGCCUGUUGUUUCAGAGGAAAUCCUUGCUAGAAAGCUGUUUUUUGAGUUGUGUCCCUUCUUAAAGCUGGCUUUCGUGGUAACGAAUCAGACGAUUAUCGAUGCAAUGGAGGGGGAGAAAAUGGUUCAUAUCAUUGAUCUUAAUGCAUCAGAACCUGCACAAUGGAUUGCCCUUAUUCAGGCCUUGAGUGCAAGGCCAGAAGGUCCACCUCAUUUGAGAAUUACUGGUGUACAUCAGCAGAAAGAGGUGUUAGAACAAGUGGCUCAUAGGUUAACUGAUGAAGCUGAGAAGUUGGAUUUGCCAUUUCAGUUUAAUCCUGUAGUUAGCAAAUUAGAGAAUCUUGAUAUUGAAAAACUUCGUGUUAAAACCGGGGAAGCAUUAGCCAUUAGCUCGGUCCUUCAACUACAUACCCUUUUAGCCUCAGAUGAUGAAACUCAAAGGAAAAGUUCCUCAUUAGCAUUGUUGAAUCAUGUAAAUGGGGCUGCUACUAAUGUUAAUAGACGUAGUAGCCCAAGUAAUGAUUCGGCUUCAUCAUCACCUACCUCAAUCAAUGCUUCAGCAAAAAUGGAUGGGUUUCUUGCUGCUUUGUGGGGGUUGUCCCCAAAGAUUAUGGUGAUAGCCGAGCAAGAUUCAAACCAUAAUGGUUCUGGUCUAAUGGAGAGAUUGUCUGAGGCAUUGUACUUCUAUGCUGCAUUGUUCGAUUGCUUAGAGAGUACCCUGCCAAGAACAUCAGUUGAGAGAAGGAGAGUAGAGAAGAUGCUUCUCGGGGAUGAGAUCAAGAACAUUAUCGCGUGUGAAGGAGGAGAAAGAAGAGAAAGACAUGAAAAGCUCGAUAGGUGGAUGCAAAGGCUCGAUAUGGCUGGAUUUGGGAGCGUUCCCUUGAGCUAUAUCGGUAUGUUGCAAGCACGACAUUUGCUGCAAGGCUGUAGUUGUGAUGGCUAUAGAAUUAAGGAGGAAAACGGGUGUGUGAUCAUCUGCUGGCAAGAUCGCCCACUUUAUUCUGUAUCAGCUUGGAGGUGUAGGAGAUGAAAUUAAUAGAAUUUGUUAUUGGUUUUGGUUGAAUUGGUUUGGUUUCUUUUCAAUCCUGUAUGAGAAGUUUUGGUAACUAGCGGAUGUAUACCACAAAAUCAUAUGAGGAAACAACCUCUUUAGUGGUC